This is a messenger RNA of Penicillium canariense, 1038 nucleotides long. RefSeq names its product vacuolar protein sorting-associated protein 26. The transcript is spliced from 5 exons. Gene Ontology annotation, biological process: intracellular protein transport; retrograde transport, endosome to Golgi. Gene Ontology annotation, cellular component: retromer complex; endosome. The coding region runs from base 1 to 1038 and encodes 345 amino acids. The record is from RefSeq and is a predicted model, not a curated record. NCBI's taxonomy places the organism in Eukaryota, Fungi, Ascomycota, Eurotiomycetes, Eurotiales, Aspergillaceae.
AUGGCUUCCCUCUUCUUCUCCGCCCCGGUCGAUAUCGACGUCGUCCUUGAGGACCCCGAUGAGCGCCAGACUGUCGAUGUCAAGCUCGACAAGGGCCACCGCGAGCGCGUCCCCGUGUACAUGGACGGCGAGUCGGUCAAGGGCGCCGUGACGAUUCGACCCAAGGAUGGCAAGCGAUUGGAGCACACAGGCAUCAAGGUGCAAUUUAUCGGCACGAUUGAGAUGUUCUACGACCGAGGCAAUCACUACGAGUUCCUAUCGCUGGUUCAAGAGCUGGCCGCUCCGGGCGACCUGUUGCACCCGCAGACCUUCCCCUUCAACUUCAAGAACGUCGAGAAGCAAUACGAGUCAUACAAUGGAAUCAAUGUGAAGCUGCGCUACUUUGUGCGCGCCACCGUCUCGCGACGCAUGCCCGACGUCGUCCGCGAGAAGGACCUGUGGGUGUACUCGUAUCGUAUGCCGCCAGAGACCAACAGCCCGAUCAAGAUGGACGUCGGAAUCGAGGACUGCCUGCAUAUCGAGUUCGAAUACUCCAAAUCCAAGUACCACCUCAAGGAUGUGAUUGUCGGUCGGAUCUACUUCUUGCUCGUGCGGCUCAAGAUCAAGCACAUGGAGCUGUCGAUCAUUCGGCGGGAGACGACUGGGUCACCUCCAAACCAAUAUAAUGAGAGCGAAACGUUGGUACGCUUUGAGAUCAUGGAUGGAUCACCUUCGAGAGGUGAAACCAUCCCCAUUCGUCUCUUCCUGGGCGGUUUCGACUUGACUCCCACAUUCCGCGAUGUGAACAAGAAAUACUCGACAAGAUACUACCUCAGCCUGGUGCUGAUUGACGAAGAUGCGCGCCGUUACUUUAAGCAAUCCGAGAUUGCGCUCUUCCGACAAGCGCCCGAGAUUGCCGCGACGCCGCAGAUCGCCCAGCAGCAGCAAAUCCAGCAACAGGUCCUCCUCCAGCAGCAGCAGGCGAUUCUGCCCCCUGGAUCCGCGACGGCUGGUCCGGGCCGUGGCACGCCUGCGGCCGCCUCGAUGCCGACCGCAUGA